Messenger RNA from Schistosoma haematobium, 5611 nucleotides. Its product is annotated as General transcription factor IIH subunit 1. Gene Ontology annotation, biological process: transcription by RNA polymerase II; nucleotide-excision repair; transcription by RNA polymerase I. Gene Ontology annotation, cellular component: transcription factor TFIIH holo complex; transcription factor TFIIH core complex. Lineage: Eukaryota; Metazoa; Platyhelminthes; Trematoda; Strigeidida; Schistosomatidae. The transcript has 3 exons. The record is from RefSeq and is a predicted model, not a curated record. The coding region runs from base 3893 to 5206 and encodes 437 amino acids.
AAAACGUGUCGCAUCUAGCUCAUUUGAAAUACGCACUGGUUCCAGCGAUCGGGUUGUCUAAGCCUCACGCUUAUAAAUUUGCAAAUUGCUCUUGAUUUCUCUCAUCAUUGAAUGUAAGCGCAUUUUCAGUCAUUGGCUCACUUUAUUUCGUUGUUUUCUCUUCCAAUUUUUCUCACUGUAAUAUAGUAAAAGUACCUUCGUGCCAGAGGUGAAUAUACUGGAGGCUUGAAGUCGCACGUAUUUUGGUCACAUGUUGAAGCAGAAAGAAGAUGUACUUCUCAUGGUUAAGCAUGUACGGUAUAAGAAAGUAGAUGGGACCCUGUAUGUUAACUCAGGAAGAGUGGCUUGGCGUAACCAAACAUCUGAUAGUUUUCGCAUCAGUGCGAAAUUUGAAGAUAUUAGAAUACAGCGUAUUAGUCCGGACCAAAAGGAAAAAGUCCAGCUCCAGUUAUUAAUGCAUAGUGGGGAGUCUUUCACUUUCCAGUUUUCGGAUCCUGGAGGCAGGGAGAAGCAACUUGAAAUGCGUAACAACGUGAAAGCAAUGCUACAAAACUUGCUACCCAAAUUUAAAGACAAGGUUCGUUUGGUUUCCGUCGUGUGCCUUUUUUCUAGGUCCUGGUACAAUAAUUAGUAGGUUCAAUAACCAUGAUUCCUCAAUUCCUCAUUACAUGUUACUUGGUUUACUAUAGAUCCGACAGUUUAGUUCAGAUAUAGAUUUCACCCUUUUAAACAUUGUGAAAACCAGUCUCACUUCUACGGAAGUUAUUGUGUCAGUAUUUAUCCUUGUUAAAGACUAUGAAAGGCAAAGUUCUAUAAUUGAGUCGUGGGAAUCUUUGCUGUCAGUUUAUGAUUCGUUGUAGAAUACGUUGUCAGCACUAGAAUAGUUCUAUCUAAUGUGAAGUUCAUUUAAAGUCUGGAAGUCAAGGACUUCAAAUGGUAUAGUUCGCCAUAGUACAAUUGGAGUUUGUCAAAGAAAGGAUUCACCAAAUAUAUAUAUAUAUCUUAGUUGUUUGCUUUGGGUUUGAAAUGUGUGGACAGAAUAUAGUUGGUUAAGGGAUCGAUUACCUUUGUAGUAAUUCUUUUGUUUCUAGCAUUAACUGAUUAGCAAGUAUCAGCUAACUCGUCAAGUCGGCCUAAAGUUGCUAGAUUUUUUAUUUCCCGCUGUCAGCAUUAAUAUUAAUAUCUGAAAGAACUCAUUUAAUCUUAACUGCUACUCACCAAUCAUGGUUUAAAAAAACACAACAGCUAAAAAAUAACCUGAUUACAAAUUACUGAUUGUUUGUUAGGCUAAUAAAGGUCCCUUGCAACACAUGUGAACCACCACUUAUAUCAAAUUAUCAACUACUCAUCUCAUAAGAAACACCCACCAAGUGUAUGCUGCAAACUCCACCAGUAGUCUACAAUUUCACAUGGUGAUUCUGUUUUCUAGGACAUAUUGUGGUUUAUCUAAUUUCCAGGAUCAGUGUCUGUGUGUGCUGAGCAUAUCAUGUCUAAUUGAUCUGAUAGUAAGUCUAUAACAACUUGCUUGACUAUUUUGCUGAAAUCUAUACUGAACUUCGGAAUUCUUCAAAAGUCCUAAUGCUUAUAAACAUGAGUCUCAACAUUUGAAGAAUGUUUUCCACCUAACUCCACUGGCCGUUUGAUAUACGUACAGUAGUAUAGAACAAUUCACUCCUGAGACCGGCUGAUUUGUCCAUAUAUGUGUUGGUUCUUUUUAAAACAGAUUGUUAGGGUUUGCUGUGCAACGCGUCGCUUUAGAAGUUUUUUAAUGAGAAGUUGGAGAAAUACUAACAAUAAUUUUCGCAUGGUGAACUGGACCGGGAAUCUUUAGAGUUCUACGUGAAAGCGACUCUGGUCGACAUCCCUACGUGCUCAAGCCGAAUUAAAGGAAAAAUUUCGACUCCUCGAAUCAAACCCUGAGAUUUUGGCCCUAUACAAAGAAUUAGUUGUUAGUGGUAUACUUAGCUCAGAAGAGUUUUGGGCUCGACCAGAAUUUUCUCAUAAUAACUUUAAUUCAUCCCAGUGUCUGAAUAAUUCAACAGCUAAUAACAAAGCUUCUGGAACUACUGGAACAUCAGAAGCAACUCCUAACAAUGCAAAUAUGUUAUCUCAUAAUAAUCCGUCAAAUGGUCCUACUAGUCAGAUUUCACGAAGUUUCCAGUUAGACGACCGGCCUCAAGUUAUUGGAGUCCCCAGUUGUCUUUUGAGCGAUAUCAAGCCUGAAGCAGAUGGUGCCAAUGGAAUAAAAUACAACCUUACUCACGAAACAAUCAAUGCAAUAUUCCGAGCCUACCCUACUGUACGUGAUAAACAUCGAGAAAUGGUCCCUGAUAAAUUAUCUGAAGCUGACUUCUGGAUAAAGUUUUUUCAGUCUCAUUAUUUCCACCGUCAGCAGUAAUGGAUUAUUUCUUUUGUUUAAUGAUUUAUUUACUGAAAGGCCAAUAAAACCAAUAAGGUGUAUUGUGUAACACGAGUUGUAUUUAUUAAAUUCGAUUGAUACAUUUAAAAACAGUCAGCUGUCAUCCAGUUUAAAAACUUCUAGGACGUUAGUAACUUUAUGUGAUCUAAAGACGUUCUAUAAAGUAGCUGAACAAGUUUCAUGCAUGUGGAGAACUAGUAUCCAUUUCAGCAACUAUUUCAAUUAGUACGAUAAACUUCGCCUUCCUGAAAAUAGUCAGAUUUAUCCAUGCAAUAAAUGUGUUUAUUUGUCAAUGUUUUAACGAGAUUUCGCUAUGCCUCUCGUCAUACUCAAACAUAAAUCAGAAGGAUAUUCUAAGUUGCUACUUUCAUUAGCAUCACACGAAAUGACAUAACAUAAAAAAAACGUUAAUGUAUCUGGAAUAGUACAGCUAACGCAUAAGAAUGAUCUGAGAGGCCAUAGCUGAGUACGGUUACUGCCAUUGGUUCGUUUGAAACACCAUUAAGGUGAGAUGGAAAUGUCAUUUUUACCACCUCAUUUAAUAAUUCAUCGUAUUAUCUUCCACAACUGAAGAGUAGAAUAGAAACCUAUUAAUAUAAUACACCCAUCGCUGUCUCGCCCAGGGUGUUAGUGCACUGUAAACAGUUGGAGUGUGAUUGCAGAUGACCGAAACUGCCACACAGUAUUUUUCGAUGUUAACGUCAGUUGUUGCGAGAUAUUUAUCAGCCGUGUUUUCUUUAGUCAUAUUCUCAUUGAUCAUUGUGUUUUACUAACCACUUGCUUUAGUAAACCGAAAUAAAUGUCACAGAUAAUGUAACAUUGAUGGUCGAUUGUCUUCUUGGUCUCUGUUUUUACGGCAAACUAAUUACUUCAGUAAAGAAAAUACAGAUAAAACAGCUAUUGGAGUUCUUUUCGAAGACACCCUACUUUCGGCACAUCAGUGUUCAAGCAUUAACACGGCGUUAUUCUUAAUAUUAAUAGGAUGUGAAUGACCUGUGGCAAAUCUGAGGUGUUUAUGUUUUUACUGCUCUUUGAUCAACAUUCCUGAUGGAAAAAUGUAAAACAAAUCUCACUCAACAUAGUUCAACCGGGAUACCAUUGAAAAAGCUAACCUAACAACCUUAGUUAUUUAUCUUUCUAGAUCAUCCAACAUUUGACUUUCGACUUCUGUAAACCAUGGCUCUCAAAUUAUCUGUUCUUUAUGACCAUCAUUGUAACGGCGUUCAUAAUAUCAGUUAACAAGUUGUAUUAAUGAUCGAUCGGUAAUAUUUUACUAGUACAAUCAUUGUCAUUUGGAAUUUAUGCUAUUUCUAGUGCUUUUCCUGUGGUUGUGGGAUAGUUCGUUCGCUUCUCAUUUUACGAACGUAGCUAAUUUGAUGAGGCUCACUCAUUAAUUUUCACUUUGAAAAUGCCUAAGUGUUCUGAAACCGUCUCUGAUUUGUUUCAUCUUUAUGAACAGUCAAGUUGUAGAAUAUGACUACAGUUUUUCAUUUUGUCACUUCUGUUACUAUUAUAAAUGUAGGUGCUAAUAAAUACUUCUAUUUAUUUAGUGACCGUGUUCACCUUCCGAAAAAUGAUAUAUUUGCUGAUUGCGCUGGUAUUGAUGAUAAACUUUUACUCAGUGAUAUACGGAAAUCAAGAGUCAACCGAAAUAAUGUCCAUCUUGAUUUACCUAAUCUUACCGAUUACGAUAUAGGACAAGGUUAUGGAAUCGAUCAAAUAUCUGGUUCGACAAAAAUGAAGUCAGCUGACUCAGUCUUGCAUCAGAGUGUAGAGAAUACAUUGAACGAACCUGCAAUCCCGAGCAAUUUAUCAGCAAAUCAGUUGUUACUUCGUCGUUUCAACAAUCAUUCGAUACUCGUUUUGAAAUCUCUUAGUUCAAAUGACGCAUCUUCAUCAACUAAUAAUGCAUCUCAAAAUCCGAAAGAUGUGCUUAACUCUUGUCCUUUAAAAGACCGCGUGUACGUUAAAGAGCUGGUAGAAGAUCAAAAUCCUACAGAAAUCCAGUUAGACCUAACUUGUGUAACUGACUAUCUGGAGGGUCCUACCCCUAGCAUAGCUGGUAAAGCUACAAAGUUAAUGGAUCCGUUAUCAGUUACCCGGCAAACAGAUACUUCGUUUUAUGGAUUACAACUAGAGCAGUCAGUAAAGAAAUGUAAGAAUUUGAUGGUAGCUGCUUAUCACAUGGGGAAAAAGCCAGGCGUAUCACUUUUAACUGCACUUGAAUCUCAACAAGCACUAGCAGAUGUCUCACCUGGUGGUUGUCUCAUCGGCGGUAAACUUAAUAGUGAACGCACGAAACCAUGUGACUUAACUAGUGAUCAAUCAUCCUUACGUUUGUUCGAACCAGGGAGAAACAGUCGUAUUUCGAACUCUCCGAAAGUCUCUGGUGAACACCAUGCUGGUGACGAUGUCGAUCGUGGCCCGCCACUACUCACACCAGAACAGGUUAAAGAUUUGUCACUUUUAUAUUCUAGUGCCGCUGAACUCUUAAGACACUUCUGGGCAUGUUUCCCUGUAACAACCCCACAACUAGCUGAUAAGUUAGAUCGUGUUGCUGCUAGUCUCGUUCGUUUUCGUACAACCAAGGUAACCCACUUCGCCGCUGGUGUUGAUCCAUCGUUGAGGACUAAGUCAGACACAUAUUCUUCUGAUUCAUCUGAGCAUCUACCUAACACAGGAAAUCCUGGGCCUAUUUCUUACCGUUCAAGUGUGACUAGUCACCUGGAAUCGAUGCUGGACUCCGCUCAAAAGAAGUAUUCUGAAUGGAAAACUCGGCAUACGUAAUAAUGUAGAUAUCUGUACAGAUCAAAUUUUUUAAGAAUUUUGUUUGAAAUUUUCUGUCUCCAUUCCUGGUAAUUCACUACUCUAAAUAAUUAGUUUCGUGACAUCAUGCUAAACUGUAUAUAUUUACUGUUCGGAUAUUAUUUGAAAAAUUAAUUGACAGAUUUUUCGUAACGACUUUUAGAUUCCCUUGUUUUUUGGAGGUUCUUUUUAUUAACUCUGGUAAUGUGAAUGGCGAAAAUAAGUUAAGGAUAAAGUGAUCCCAUCAAAACAAAAGAGUAAAUUUUGAGAUGGAAUCACUUCAGUUAAGUAUCUUCAUAUUAAAGUGAGAAAUAAUACCAAACUCUUACUGUUUCAGAGAUUCGCAAAUUAUGUUGGGUAAGAGUUUUUAAUGUUGUUAAGUGUACU